AUGGCGUCGCUCGCCGCGUCCAAGGCGCUACUCGCCAGACCAUCCAGCGGCCUCGCGGCCCGCUGCGCGCCGAUGUCGUCCUCACACUCGACGGCCGCCGCCGCGCGCCAACUGGCGCUCGCCACCCCACAGAGCGCGUCAGUGCGGCCGCAACGUCGGAGAGCGGCGAUGCGCGUGGCGGCCAAGGCUGUGGAGGAGGUGCAGGUAGAAGAGCAGGCUGCUGUGCCAGCGCCCUUCAACUUCGAGGCGUACAUGUAUGCCAAGGCCAAGGCGGUCAACGCGGCGCUGGACGCGGCGGUGCCGCUGCAGUACCCGGAGCGCAUCCACGAGGCCAUGCGCUACUCGCUGCUCGCCGGCGGCAAGCGCGUGCGCCCGUGCCUGUGCCUGGCGGCGUGCGAGCUGGUGGGCGGCAGCGACUCGGUGGCGAUGGCGGCGGCGUGCGCGAUGGAGAUGAUCCACACGAUGUCGCUCAUCCACGACGACCUGCCCUGCAUGGACAACGACGACUUCCGCCGCGGCAAACCCACCAACCACAAGGUGUACGGGGAGGACGUGGCGGUGCUGGCGGGCGACGCGCUGCUGUCGUUCGCCUUCGAGCACGUCGCGCGCGCCACGCCCGCGUCCGUGCCGGCGGAGCGCGUGGUGCGCGUGAUCGCCGACAUGGGCAAGGCCGUCGGCUCCGAGGGGCUCGUCGCGGGCCAGAUCGUUGAUUUGGAGAGUGCAACUAACCCCGUGGGCGUGGAGACGCUGGAGUACAUCCACGUGCACAAGACGGCCGCGCUGCUGGAAGUGUCGGUGGUGGCGGGCGCCGUGCUGGGCGGCGCCAACGACGACCAGGUGGAGCGCCUCCGCAAGUACGCCCAGUUCGUUGGGCUCGGCUUCCAGGUGGUGGACGACAUUCUGGACGUGACCAAGUCCACGGAGGAGCUCGGCAAGACGGCCGGCAAGGACCUCGCACAGGACAAAACCACCUACCCCAAGUUACUGGGGCUGGAGAAGUCCAAGGAGCUGGCAGAGGAGCUGAUUAGGAAGGCCAAGGAGCAGCUGAGCACAUUCGACCAGCACAAGGCGGCUCCCCUCAUCGGCCUUGCUGACUUCAUUGCUUAUCGCAGUCCGGCGCGUCCGCGUGUGCGGAGCAUGGCUCGCGUCGUGCCUUGCCCGCACAUCGCCAACCGUGCUACUGCGUCUCCGCACUGCCCCGCGUUGCGCUCCUCAAUCGCGCCGACAUGGAACUCCACUCCGUCCUCCGUCUCGCCUUUCGCCUCCGCGCUACGGCCCGCAGCCACGCUUCCGCGAUUGACGUUGAAUUUGCAAAAUCGCGCGCGUGUACCGCUUCGUACACAGCUAGCGAGGCGGCGUGCGCCCGUGGUGCGCGCGGCGGGGCAGGAGGGCGGGGAGAAGGACGAAGACAAGCCCAAGGCCGUCGGCACCCUGCCCGACGGCGAAGCCGGCAGUAAACCGCCCGAAUCCUCCUCUCCGCCUCCGCCGCCGUCCGCCGCCCCGCCGUCAUCCCCCGCGCCCGUGCAGCUGGACUCGUACGCGGUGGUGGCGCUGCUGGGGCCCGAGAAGGUCGACGCGGACGACGUGGCGCUGCUGCGCGCCAAGCUCUUCGGCUACUCCACCUUCUUCGUCACCGGCCAGGAGCCCUUUGGCGAGGCGGGCGAAGCAGUGUUGUUACAGGGUAACCUGCGCGGCCCCAAGGAGGAGGUGUUCGCGAAGCUGCGCGCGGGCAUGCGGCUCCUGUUCGGCGCAAAGUACGAGCUGCUCAUGGUGCAGGAGCCGCGGAAGCCGGGCGCGGCACCGAGCGAGGGGGAGGGGAAGGAGGAGCGCGUGGCGAUGGUGGUGGUGCGCGCGGAGCAGCUGCAGGACCGCGCCACCUCCGCGUGGCAGUACGCGCUCGCCGCGCUGCUGCUCGCGCUCACCGGGGGCGCGUGCCUUGAGCUGGGCCUCGCCAGCCAGAUCUCCAAGGUGUCGCCCGAUGUGAUUCGCUACUUCACGUCACCCAAUCCCGAGGAGCUGACCCCGCCGGACGUGACGGUGCUGGCACCGUUGGUGCGCAACGCCCUGCCCAUCGCCUACGGGGUCUUUGGUGUGCAAGUCUUCCACGAGGUGGCCCACUGGCUGACGGCAGCACAGAAGCGGGUCAGGCUCGGCAUCCCGUACCUCAUCCCCAACAUCACCAUUGGGAGCUUCGGGGCCAUCACUCAGAUCAAGAGUCCCUGUCCCGACCGCACUGCUCUCUUUGACAUUGCCUUGGCCGGCCCGCUAGCCGGUGCCACCUUGUCGCUCGCCAUGUUUGCGGCGGGCCUGGCCCUCUCGCUACCGCCAUCUGGCCCGCUGGCAGCGCUGCCGGGGCUGCAGGAGUCGCUCGUGCAGGUGCCCUCGCAGCUCUUCCAGGGCUCCCUGCUGCUCGGCGCACUCUGCCGUGCUGUGCUGGGAUACGACUUGAUGCACGUGCAGGCAAUCACCAUCCACCCACUCGUGAUUGUUGGAUGGUGUGGCCUGACCACCUCUGCUCUCAACCUGUUGCCAGCAGGCCGGAUUGACGGGGGGCGAGCCACACAGGCUGCAUUUGGGCGUGACACGGUGGGCAUCACUAGCCUUGUGACGUAUGGACUUCUGGGAAUCGGCUUGCUUGGGGGACCAUUUUCUCUGCCCUUCGGUCUCUAUGUCCUCUUUCUCCAGAGGGACUUCGAGAAGCCUGCAUUGAACGACGUCACAGGGGUUGGCUGGCAGAGGCAGCUGGUCCUUGCUGGGGCAAUCGCCCUGGCAGUUGGCACACUUCUGCCAAUUUGGGAUGGACUUGCUGAUGACCUCGGUUUUGGCAUCGGAAGCCAGCUACUAUUCUGA
This is a messenger RNA of Closterium sp. Naga37s-1, 2850 nucleotides long. The record is from the annotation of a GenBank genome assembly. Lineage: Eukaryota; Viridiplantae; Streptophyta; Zygnematophyceae; Desmidiales; Closteriaceae.